AUGUCGACGUUUAACGCUGAGACGGCGGACAACUUGGAGGAUAUUGAGAAGCAAUUCGCUGUGGUGGCAGUGGAGCAGGCGGAGACGUACUGGGGCCUUAUUAGCAAGGUGCCAGGCUCGAAGCUGCGGCUGACGAAGUACGACGAUGAGAUCUAUGAGACGUUCAUGGAGCACUUCCCCGAAUACCGGGACAUCGAGCGCGUGGCUCGUUUCCAGGAGGAGGAGCUGAAAACGAAGGAGGCCAAGGAGCGGUGGCGGAAGUUUAUCGGGUUGUUCGAGAAGAAGAUCGACGACUUCAACUUCGGCACGCUGCUGCGCACGGACGCGCGGCAAGAGUACGGGCAGUUCACGACGUGCUUCGUGGUCCGUCUGCAAUUCUACGCGUUUGAGAUUGCGCGGAACAAGCAUGGGCUGAACGACUGGGCCGUAGGCCACUGA
Messenger RNA from Eremothecium gossypii ATCC 10895, 438 nucleotides. RefSeq names its product ribosome-associated Tef1p biogenesis chaperone CHP1 (gene CHP1). Lineage: Eukaryota; Fungi; Ascomycota; Saccharomycetes; Saccharomycetales; Saccharomycetaceae. Bases 1 to 438 code for a protein of 145 amino acids. The transcript has a single exon. Gene Ontology annotation, cellular component: cytoplasm. The record is from RefSeq and is marked provisional.